UGACCACGGCGGCGUUGCUCAGAAAAUUAUUCAAAUUUUGUCGAAAAUUUUGGCGUUUUGAGGAACAAAAUAGUGCAAAUUUACCCUGUUAACUAUCAGUCAACUAUCUAGAAGUGAUUGAGGUGGAAUUGUACAAGUAGCUACUCUUAAAACAAGAUUUCUCAAACCACCAUGGAGGAUGAACUAGUGUCCUGCCCGUACAACAAGGAGCACCGCAUCAUCCGGUACCGGCUGCCAUACCACAUCAUCAAGUGCAAGAAGCAGUACGUCGGCACCCAGCUGCACACCUGUCCCUUUAACGCGAUGCACCUCGUCGACAAGAACCAAAUGACUGCCCACAUCAAGGAGUGUCCGGACUAUCUGAUCACGGUGGAGAACGAAAUGGCCAAAACGUACGCCCCGUCCAGAACGGGGGCUUCGUCGAUGCGAACGUCCAAAGCGACCACAGCGCAAUCCAACGGUACGGCGCGAUAGUUUUGAGCGAGGUGUGGGGGUGAAUUGAGGGGGGCGUUUUUUGAGUGAUAUACUCAAAGUGACAAUUUUGCAAAUUUAAUUCGCAAAAAAGAUUAACAAGAUGUACAGAACAUGAAAUUCUAAUGUUUUAAAUAAACAAUAUAUAUUUUCUUGAAAACAA
Molecule: messenger RNA, 634 nt
Organism: Culex pipiens pallens (northern house mosquito)
Lineage: Eukaryota; Metazoa; Arthropoda; Insecta; Diptera; Culicidae
Product: gametocyte-specific factor 1
Exons: 2
Coding region: 172-474 (100 amino acids)
Source: RefSeq, a predicted model, not a curated record